This is a messenger RNA of Dentiscutata erythropus, 1137 nucleotides long. Lineage: Eukaryota; Fungi; Glomeromycota; Glomeromycetes; Diversisporales; Gigasporaceae. The record is from the annotation of a GenBank genome assembly.
AUGGAUUCAAACAAGAACAGUAACAACAUCUCUCCUGAUUACAUUGAAAUAGUAGGCGGAUCUUACAUGCAACACCAACGUCCUUUAAAUUCCUUACCAACACCUCCAAUCAUUACCACCGCCUUCAACAAUGGAGCAAACGGUAAUGGUGCUGGUGGUACCAUCACCCCUCCACCUGAUUCAAGCCGCUCUUCUGGUGCUCAACCUUUGCGAAUUGCUCCAGCUCAGUAUUCAAACAUAAUUCCAGCUAAUUAUGUAAAUAUAUCAAAUAAUAAUUUGGCCGGAUUGUCCGGAUUUCCAAUUCAAAGUAUUGCUGCUCAAUGUUGUUUGCCAAACCAACAACAAUAUUUUGCUAACGAUGUUAGUAACCAAAAUAAAAUUAUUUCGGUUUCUAAACCAAAUAUUCAGGCUAAUGCGCCUCGUGACGCAAAUAGUUCUGCACGUCCUCCAUCAUUACAUCAACAAGAAAGACCUGAAUCCAUUGUUUUCUUGUAUCAAAUUCCAAAUGAUUCAAAAAUUUAUCUUGUUAAAUGUGUUGAAGUCUCACAACUUUUAGACACUGAUUAUCAUUCGUUGGAAGGAAUCUUGCACAACAGAUCUCAACCGCAGCAACAAGUACAACAAAAUUUAAAAAAUCAUUUACAACAACAUUUACAAAAUCGUUUACAACCACAACAAUCCCAACCAUCUCAAAACCUCGCACUUUAUCAACAACAACAACAGAUUACUCUUCAACAAAACCAAAUUAGACAUCACCCUUAUCAACAACGUCAAUCACCAAAAGAAACCGUUCAUAAUACUCUUGGAGGAGGAAAAAAUGUUAAAGUACCAGUUUCUAACAACUUUCAAGCCAACGUCAAUAAUCAAGAAAUAACACAAUUUAACGUUGAUAUGAAUAACGCAGGAAACUUUGAUAUGGCAAUGAUCCCAAUGGCCGCUACACCUGGCGCCCCCUACAUGGUUACACCAUCAGCCACCCCUACAAUGAGAAACGAUCAUAUUGGAAAUAAUGUAGAAUUCAGUGUCACAAGUUUAUUGACGCAACAACAACAACAGAUGAUGAACGGAAUGCUCACUGCUGCUACCAUUUCGACGCAACAACAACAACAAGUGUUUGAUGCUCAAUUUAAAAAAUAA